Nymphalis io (European peacock) is the source of this 2419-nucleotide messenger RNA. It is a transcript of the gene cry, whose product is annotated as cryptochrome-1. The transcript has 13 exons. Gene Ontology annotation, biological process: entrainment of circadian clock by photoperiod; circadian regulation of gene expression. Lineage: Eukaryota; Metazoa; Arthropoda; Insecta; Lepidoptera; Nymphalidae. Gene Ontology annotation, molecular function: FAD binding; DNA binding. Gene Ontology annotation, cellular component: nucleus; cytoplasm. The record is from RefSeq and is a predicted model, not a curated record. The coding region runs from base 230 to 1834 and encodes 534 amino acids.
UAUAUUUUAUUUAUUAUGUGUAUCUGUUUACCACAGCACAGUCCUCACUCCACAUCAGGACUCGCUGGAUAGCAGUCGUAUAUUCAAAAGUAUUCUGAUUAGAAGAUUUUUAAUUAUUUAUAACCAAUGGUAUAGGAACAGAAUUAAUUUGGAAAUCAUAUUAUCGAUUUUAGCUUAAUUUUGAGCUUCUUUCGGUUUUAUUUUUCAAGUAGGUCCUGAAAAUUCGGAGAUGGUCGGUGGUAGCGUGCUCUGGUUCCGGCAUGGGCUACGUCUGCACGAUAAUCCGUCGUUGCAAAACGCUCUUGAAGAUAUUAACACGCCAUUAUUCCCUAUCUUCAUUUUUGACGGAGAGACAGCGGGUACCAAGAUCGUGGGGUACAAUCGCAUGCGUUACUUGUUGGAGGCGCUGAACGAUUUGGAUCUCCAGUUUAAGAAGUAUGGCGGGAAAUUGCACUUGAUAAAAGGCAAGCCUGAACAUGUGUUCAGGCGCUUCUGGGAAGUAUUAGGUAUACGCAAGAUUUGUUUCGAGCAAGAUUGUGAGCCAAUAUGGCGCGCACGUGACGAUUGCGUGAGAAACCUCUGCCGUGAGAUUGGAAUUUCGUGUCACGAAAACGUUUCCCAUACACUAUGGGAUCCAGACAGCGUCAUCCAGGCUAAUGGUGGAAUCCCACCAUUGACUUAUCAAAUGUUUCUGCACACCGUUGCCAUUAUCGGAGACCCGCCUCGCCCCGUGGGCGACGUGGACUUGAAGGGAGUCAACUUUGCGAGUCUUCCAAGGAGUUUCUACGACGAGUUCACUAUUUUUGAAGAGGUUCCCAAACCGGAAGACUUGGGGGUGUUUUUGGAGAAUGAAGACAUACGUAUGAUACGCUGGGUGGGGGGUGAGACAGCUGCAUUGAAACAGAUGCAGAACCGCCUGGCCGUCGAGUACGAGACCUUUUGCAGGGGUUCCUAUUUACCGACGCAUGGUAACCCUGACCUGCUCGGACCACCGAUAUCCCUGAGUCCGGCCUUGCGGUUCGGCUGUCUGUCUGUGCGCCGUUUCUAUUGGUGCGUCCAAGAUCUGUUCCAACAAGUGCAUCAGGGACGACUCGCGUCGACUCAGUUUAUAACGGGUCAAUUGAUAUGGCGUGAGUAUUUUUACACGAUGAGCGUGAACAAUCCGAACUACGCGCAGAUGGCCAACAACCCGAUCUGCUUGGAUAUACCGUGGAAGGAGCCGGAGAGUGAUGAGCUGCAAAGGUGGAAGGAGGGUCGCACGGGGUUCCCGUUCGUGGACGCGGCCAUGCGCCAGCUGCGCUCGGAGGGCUGGCUGCACCACGCCGUGCGCAACACCGUGGCGUCGUUCCUCACGCGCGGCACGCUGUGGCUCUCGUGGGAGCACGGCCUGGCGCACUUCCUCAAGUACCUGCUGGACGCCGACUGGUCGGUGUGCGCCGGCAACUGGAUGUGGGUGUCGUCCAGCGCCUUCGAGGCGCUGCUGGACUCCGGCGAGUGCGCGUGCCCCGUGCGCCUCGGCCGCCGCCUCGAGCCGUCCGGCCACUACGUGCGGCGCUACGUGCCCGAGCUGGCGCACAUGCCCGUCGACUACAUCUACGAGCCGUGGAACGCGCCCCUCGAGGUGCAGGAGCGCGCGGGCUGCGUGGUGGGGCGGCACUACCCCGCGCCCGUCGUCGACCACCGCGCCGCCGCGCAGCGCAACCGCGCCAACAUGCAGGAUUUGCGUAAAAUGCUUGAGAAGGCACCGCCUCACUGCUGUCCGUCUUCGGAGGAUGAAGUCCGUCAGUUCAUGUGGCUCGGCGAUGAGACCCAGAAUGAUAUACCCAGCGCCUAAAUAGAUCGACUACAUCGUCUGGUACUUAUAGUCUAUUCCAAUCGGAGAAGGAGUUAAGACAAACAAACCUUAGAUUUACUUAUUCCAUGCGAUUUGAUAAUAACUCUGGUAUAUUAUGAACUACAAACACUUCGUGAUUAAUAAAUCGUCAUUUAUAAUACAAAAUUUUUCCAUUUGCAUAUUUUUAUUUCCAGUUUCGAUAAAAAAUUCACCGAUAUCUAUAAUGAAUGAAUUAAUACCUAACAUAGAUUGUUCAGAAUCCAAUGAUAUCGCGUUUAUUCAAUGUCAAAUAUUUGCAUUUAUAUUUGUUGUUGGAAUAUUUAAACGAUUUUUUUUUCAGCAUUUACUAAAGAUAUUUUGUCUGGUUGCCGGUAUGUUGUUAACCUAAAGAUUUAUUUCCUAACUUUUUCCACAUUUUAUAUCAUGUAAUUUAAUGUAUUUUUAUUAGUUCAUUCGAUUUAAUGGACUCAAUAUCCAUGUUUAUAAGGUUGCGUUCUUAUUUUUACUCCCAAUAAGGUCCAGUUUCCUUUAUUUAAUUGUGAAGCGCUAUAUUAAUCAUAUAUAUAUUUAUAUGUAUAUCUUGAA